UUUUUCUCCCUUGGUAACGGAACCCAGCCCAGCCGGUCCCUCUCUCGCCUUCGCUGGCCGCCGCCCUCUCCUUCCCUUGCCGCCUUUCCGGUUGACCGUCGCCGCUAUGCAGGGGGAGGAUGCUCGGUACCUCAAAAGAAAGGUAAAAGGAGGAAAUAUUGAUGUACAUCCAUCAGAAAAAGCACUUAUAGUUCAUUAUGAAGUGGAAGCUACAAUUCUUGGGGAAAUGGGAGAUCCUAUGUUGGGAGAGCGUAAGGAAUGUCAAAAAAUAUUGAUGAAGUAGCUAAUAUUAAUGACAUGGAUGAAUACAUUGAAUUGCUAUAUGAAGAUAUUCCUGAUAAAGUUCGUGGCUCUGCACUUAUUCUGCAGCUGGCCAGAAAUCCUGAUAAUUUAGAAGAACUCCUCCUUAAUGAAACUGCAUUGGGUGCUUUGGCCAGGGUUCUGCGAGAGGACUGGAAACAAAGUGUAGAACUUGCUACUAAUAUAAUAUAUAUAUUCUUCUGCUUUUCCAGCUUUUCUCAGUUUCAUGGACUGAUUACACACUACAAAAUUGGAGCCCUUUGCAUGAAUAUCAUUGAUCAUGAGCUAAAGAGGCAUGAGCUCUGGCAAGAGGAACUUACCAAGAAGAAGAAAGCUGUUGCUCUUUAUUUGCUGCUAAAUCUUGCUGAGGACACACGGACUGAAUUGAAGAUGAGGAACAAGAAUAUUGUCCAUAUGUUGGUGAAAGCUCUUGACCGAGAUAACUUUGAACUGUUAAUACUGGUUGUGUCAUUUCUGAAGAAACUCAGCAUCUUUAUGGAAAACAAAAAUGAUAUGGUUGAAAUGGAUAUAAUUGACAAACUAGUGAAAAUGAUACCAUGUGAACAUGAAGAUCUUCUGAAUAUUACGCUUAGACUUUUACUGAAUCUUUCCUUUGAUACAGGCUUGAGAAAUAAGAUGGUGCAAGUUGGACUUCUUCCAAAGCUCACUGCAUUGUUAGGAAAUGAAAAUUAUAAACAAGUGGCUAUGUGUAUUCUCUAUCAUAUAAGCAUGGAUGAUCGUUUUAAAUCAAUGUUUGCUUAUACUGACUGUAUACCUCAG
Messenger RNA from Thamnophis sirtalis, 1080 nucleotides. The record is from RefSeq and is a predicted model, not a curated record. Lineage: Eukaryota; Metazoa; Chordata; Lepidosauria; Squamata; Natricidae.